This is a messenger RNA of Exophiala dermatitidis NIH/UT8656, 1248 nucleotides long. RefSeq names its product 1-aminocyclopropane-1-carboxylate synthase. The transcript has 2 exons. Gene Ontology annotation, molecular function: pyridoxal phosphate binding; transaminase activity. Gene Ontology annotation, biological process: biosynthetic process; amino acid metabolic process. The coding region runs from base 1 to 1248 and encodes 415 amino acids. Lineage: Eukaryota; Fungi; Ascomycota; Eurotiomycetes; Chaetothyriales; Herpotrichiellaceae. The record is from RefSeq and is a predicted model, not a curated record.
AUGGUUCAUGUUUCUCCCCGGGCGACGUCGAAUCUCGUCCCCAACAAGCUUCAUGAAAUCCGCUCUCACUGCUUUCACAACCAAUAUGACGCCGAAGUCAACCCGGGCGGCAUUGUCGCCCUGGCAGUGGCCGAAAACAAGCUGAUGCGCGAUGAAAUUGUCCAACACAUUAAUACGCAUAUGAACAUCACACCGUUCCACCUGACUUAUGGACAAGGACCAGCAGGUUCCUCGGCCCUGCGCGGAGCCUUGGCCUCGUUUGUGACCGAAGUCUUCCGUCCGUCAAUGGAGAUCACAGAGAAGCACAUCUGCGUGUGCAACGGCGCCGGGAGUGCCGUGGACAAUCUGUCCUUCUGCGUUGCUGAGCCCGGAGAGGGGAUCUUGGUCGGCCGACCGUUGUACGUCGGGUUCUUUCCGGACAUCGAGGCUCGUGCAAAAGUCAAGCCCGUCCUAGUUGAAUUUGGCGACAUUAAUCCAACCUCCGCUGCAGCUGUUGCCGCCUACGAGGACGCUUUUCACCGCUCCAAUGCUGCAGGUGUGCGGAUCCGCGCCAUCUUAAUUGCCAGCCCACAUAACCCGCUAGGUCGACCGUACGAGACCAAGUUUCUCCAGGAUAUGUUGAGGCUGUGCUCCAAGUACAACAUCCAUCUCAUCUCAGAUGAGGUAUACGCCCGCUCGCAUUUCCCUAGCUCCGACAUCCCGCACCCGCCGCCGUUUGUGUCAGUACUUUCCUUCCCGCUGGAGGAAUAUAUCGACCCGGAACUCGUGCACGUAAUAUAUGCUAUGAGCAAGGACUUCUGCGCCAAUGGGACCCGAAUCGGCGCCGUGAUAUCGCCUGGGGCAGAGGGCGCCUUGCUGAGAUCGGUCCGAGCCGUUGCCAGCUUCACUCGGGCCUCCCAGCUUGCAGAGCACGCUUGGCUGAAUCUUCUCACAGAUCGGCCCUUUUUGGAUUGGUAUUUUCCGUUGUUUCAGACGCGCAUGACGGAGGCCUAUGAGUAUACUGUGUCGAUGCUGCGCAAGAACAAUAUUCCCUACAAUCCGGCAAGUGUCACCAGUUUUAUUUGGAUCGACCUGUCGCGCUAUCUGCGAGAGGAUACGCAAGAGGCUGAGCUCGAGUUGAAUUGGCGCAUGGCUCAUGCGGGUGUUUGGCUGGCGAUGGGAGCCAGCUUCGGUAGUGAGCGCAAUGGCGAUUUCCGGCUGACAUUUGCCACUCCUAGAGAUGAAUUGACAUUGGGCCUAGAUAGGUAA